GGACGAAUAGCUCUCAUCGGAUAUAUGCGACUGGCCGCCUGAAAACCGUUGAAAUAGUCGGAAAAGUUUCCUGCAGUCACCAGGCUCAUUGAACAGCUGCUUGGAGAUCCUGUGUCAAAUCGCAUCUCCACCAUGAAGACGUGUUUCGCACCCUUGAUCUCCGCCGUACUGCUCAUCAAUUUAGUCUUUGCCGCCCCUACACUGUUCAGUGGCGGUCGCGCUGAUGUUCAACCCUUCGUGAAAGCCAGGGACUCGAUUGUCCCAUCUCCGGAUUUCUAUCCCUAUGAAGACGGCAAGGUGAAGAUUGAUUAA
Messenger RNA from Laetiporus sulphureus 93-53, 312 nucleotides. RefSeq lists its product as uncharacterized. Bases 133 to 312 code for a protein of 59 amino acids. The record is from RefSeq and is a predicted model, not a curated record. The transcript is spliced from 5 exons. Lineage: Eukaryota; Fungi; Basidiomycota; Agaricomycetes; Polyporales; Laetiporaceae.